UAUAAAUGAGUUAAGAAGAGUUUUUUGGGGCUAAAUAAGAGGAAAUGAAUUAAUAAUUUGAAGAAGGGGAAUAAAGAAAGAAGAAUAAAAAAAGAGUAAUUACAAAUCCCAAUUAAUUAACAGGACAUUGGAGUGAAUAAGAACAUAAUACAUAUAUAGAUUUUUUAAAUUUGCAUAGAACAGUGAUGGAAUCAUAAGAUUAAAAGAAAACUAGUAAGAUUUUCAAAGUGAUGAGUGAAACGAUAGGAACUCGAAGUCCUUCUUAAUGCCGGUGAGAUUGGUUUUUUCUCUAUCUUCUAGGUCACAUCACCAGAAGUUUAAUCCUUUUGUCCAUUAAGUUAAGAAGAGAUAGAAGGGUAGUGGUAGAAAAAGAAAGGAGAAUGCAAACUAAGAUAAAAUAGAAAAGUGUUCAGAGAAUGGAUUUUUGUAAUAGUUUAUGUUUGGACCACAAUUCUAUUAAUAACCUUAAGGUUUUUAAGAUUAUUAAUUUUAAUUUCCUUAAAUACCAUAUAUAUAAUAUCCAAUGAUAGAUCAUAUAAAUAAAAAUGAGGAUAAAUCAAAUUUAUAAGAUUAAUAAUAGUUAUGCUAUCAAUAAUACUUAUUGGCAUAAUAAUAAUAAAUGUAAUAAUAAAUGGAUGAGAAAAACUUGUUUUGUUAUUUAAUGCAUCCAUAACAAGUUCCUUUUAAUAUGAAUUAUUAUCCAUAAUAGAUAAUAUCUGAAGAUCUAAAUGUAAAAGAUAAUCAAUUUGAUGAAUAAUGA
This is a messenger RNA of Paramecium sonneborni, 760 nucleotides long. The record is from the annotation of a GenBank genome assembly. NCBI's taxonomy places the organism in Eukaryota, Ciliophora, Oligohymenophorea, Peniculida, Parameciidae.